CUUCCCCUCCGGACUCUGUGCUAGCACUGUAUACGUUUGCAGUUCUCUGCCCAGCCGCUGUGGAAAAUCGGCCUCGAAGUGAUUGAAAUUCCCUGUUUAUAUCAGGCGGCUUCUUUCAGAUCCAUCGUCUUUCUCCCGGAGUAUGAAUGGAAGGAUUCAGUAUGCGCUUCACAUUUGUAUGUCUCUGGCCAUUCUCAAACCAGGCCCUUCCCUUUGAAAAGUCUUUUGCAUGGGAUGUUCACUUCUUAGACGCAAGGUUGUGUGCCCUGGUUUCAUCGUCUAACGCGUUAGAAGGCGCUUUCAUUUCUUCAUGGGUGUUGAGCGCCGACCACUGGGGUGGCCUCUGCCUUCGUAGACCUGCGCCUGGUGAGACGGACAGAUGCUGAACAAAACGAUGUGAAAUUACCGCAGUGGCAGUGCCCCAGAGGAGAGUUCCACGGUGAUAGGAGAAUGAGGGAAUUUGGCUUCUUUAGGGAGGGAAAGGAAGGGUUUCUGAGCAAGUGAGGAUCGAGCUGAGAGCUGAAGGGCUAGCAGGAGUUAACUAAGGAAAGAGAAAAGGAAAAGACAUUCCAGACAAAAAGACUAACUUGUCAGAAAGCCCUGUGGCGGAAGGGAGCUUUUCCAAUAUGAAGAACUGAGCCUGGAGAGAUGGGAUGAGGGGGAGUGUCGAACCUUUUAGGCUUUGUAAAGGAGUUUUGGUUUUCUCCUAAUAGCAAUGGGAUAUCUUCCAAGGAAUCUCAAUCAAAAGGGAGAGAUGGCUCCGAUUGGAAUGUCAUCCCUGGCUGAAGAGUAGAGGAAGCGAAAAAAAGAAGAGUUAAAGAGGCAAAUGCAGGGAACCCGACGAGGAGGCUAUUGCCGUAGUAGUUCACAUGGUGAAAAGAAUGGAGCGUUUGUAUUAAUGAUUAUGGAUUCACUCUUUGAACAAAUUUCUGGCAGCUUUUUAGUUUUGAAAGUGAGAAGUUUCAGACUCUCACUGAGGUAUUCUGUAGUUUUUUCACUCUAAAAGGAAACUAGUAGAGUUCAUGUAACACACACUAAUGCCUCUUUACAUUUAACUUUAGUAUGUGAUAGCUGAAAUUUCCAGCUGUGAUAAAUUGGGAAAUCCUUUGAUUUAAAAGAAAAACAAAGGCGGGUGAGGGUGAGAGUAUAUGCCACGGUGUGUAGAAUCCUUUAGACUCUUAAGAAGACACAAGGCGGCUGGGCGUGGUGGCUCACGCUUGUAAUCCCAGCACUUUGGGAGGCCGAGGCGGGCGGAUCACGAGGUCAGGAGAUCGAGACCAUCCUGGCUAACACGGUGAAAGCCCGUCUCUACUAAAAAUACAAAAAAAUUAGCCGGGCAAGGUGGCGGGCGCCUGUAGUCCCAGCUACUCGGGAGGCUGAGGCAGGAGAAUGGCGUGAACCCGGGAGGCGGAGUUUGCAGUGAGACGAGAUCACGCCACUGCACUCCAGCCUGGGCGACAGAGUGAGACGCUGUUUCAGAAGAAAGACACAAGAUUAGCUUUGAAGUUUAAAUCCAAUGGAGAAGACUCAAGAAACAGUCCAAAGAAUUCUUCUAGAACCCUAUAAAUACUUACUUCAGUUACCAGGUAAACAAGUGAGAACCAAACUUUCACAGGCAUUUAAUCAUUGGCUGAAAGUUCCAGAGGACAAGCUACAGAUUAUUAUUGAAGUGACAGAAAUGUUGCAUAAUGCCAGUUUACUCAUCGAUGAUAUUGAAGACAACUCAAAACUCCGACGUGGCUUUCCAGUGGCCCACAGCAUCUAUGGAAUCCCAUCUGUCAUCAAUUCUGCCAAUUACGUGUAUUUCCUUGGCUUGGAGAAAGUCUUAACCCUUGAUCACCCAGAUGCAGUGAAGCUUUUUACCCGCCAGCUUUUGGAACUCCAUCAGGGACAAGGCCUAGAUAUUUACUGGAGGGAUAAUUACACUUGUCCCACUGAAGAAGAAUAUAAAGCUAUGGUGCUGCAGAAAACAGGUGGACUGUUUGGAUUAGCAGUAGGUCUCAUGCAGUUGUUCUCUGAUUACAAAGAAGAUUUAAAACCGCUACUUAAUACACUUGGGCUCUUUUUCCAAAUUAGGGAUGAUUAUGCUAAUCUACACUCCAAAGAAUAUAGUGAAAACAAAAGUUUUUGUGAAGAUCUGACAGAGGGAAAGUUCUCAUUUCCUACUAUUCAUGCUAUUUGGUCAAGGCCUGAAAGCACCCAGGUGCAGAAUAUCUUGCGCCAGAGAACAGAAAACAUAGAUAUAAAAAAAUACUGUGUACAUUAUCUUGAGGAUGUAGGUUCUUUUGAAUACACUCGUAAUACCCUUAAAGAGCUUGAAGCUAAAGCCUAUAAACAGAUUGAUGCACGUGGUGGGAACCCUGAGCUAGUAGCCUUAGUAAAACACUUAAGUAAGAUGUUCAAAGAAGAAAAUGAAUAAUGUUAAGCCAUUCUUGAUUGGACCUCAUAGCUUAUUUUAGUUAAUCUUUUUUUUGUCUUUUAGCCUUACCACCUUUUAAAAAAUUUGUUAUUCUCCAGAAACAGUAAAUAGGUGAGUAGGGGUGGUGCAAGUGAAUUCGUUUUCAUUUAGAAGCCCCUCUGUACAGAUAAUCAAAAUUCAAAGUUGAAAGAAUCAAAAGCAGCCACAGUUAUGUAGGUCUGAUUUGAAUGUCAUAAUUGCAGUGACAGGACAUUGCCACCAACUCUAUCCUACUACCAUCAAUGUUGUGUUUAUUCCGUCAAUAAAAAAGACUUGCUUCCAGGAAUUUUUAUCCAUACACUUUCUAACUGUACUAUCUGGGCAGUUCCAAGCCAGUUUCUAUUAGCUAGCUGGACCAAAGACCACAAAUCUCUUUUUUUCCUAAACGCUGCUGUAAGGAAUAUCUCACUUUUCCCCCCGGAAACACCCUCACUGAAGUCUUCUAUGAAAAGGCUGAUAAUGGGCUGGGCGCGGUGGCUCACGCCUGUAAUCCCAGCACUUUGGGAGGCCGAGGCGGGCAGAUCACGAGGUCAGGAGAUCGAGACCAUCCUGACACGGUGAAACCCUGUCUCUACUAAAAAUACAAAAAAUUAGCUGGGCGUGGUGGUGGGCGCCUGUAGUCCCAGCUACUCGGGAGGCUGAGGCAGGAGAAUGGUGUGAACCCAGGAGGCGGAGCUUGCAGUGAGCCGAGAUAGUGCCUCUGCACUCCAGCCUGGGUGACAGAGCGAGACUCCGUCUCAAAAAAAAGGGCUGAUAAUGAUAAACAGUGAGCACUCCGGUCCUUUUUCUUAGGUUUUCCUUUUUUCCUUCCUCUCCACCCCACAAGUUUUGCUUUUUAACCAAGGUGUCUCUGCUUGAUGAAAUUCACAUGCUAGUCUAAAUCUUUUUUUCUCCCUUGUAACAUUUAUGUGCCCCAAACUGGUUAGUAUAUGGGUACAGCAUUCCCUUUCCAAUUGGGAAGCGGAAAAAGAGAGUAUGGGAUAUUUUAGAAGGGAGCCUUUGAACCUUAUUAUAUUUCCCCAUCAUUGAUAGUGACAAUCUUAAAAGGGUUGUUUUCUUACCUUAAGUACAAAAGCAUGGAAAAAUGCGCUUUUCCUUCCCGCCCACAUCACCACCCCGACUUGAAGACAGUAGGUGCUUGAAUGGAAAGUGAGUAGGCAUCUUUAAUCGCCCUGAUUAAAGGAAAGUGUUAGCCUGAGAGGGCCUGACUGAAAAGUAACCAAAGGCUUAAUAUCAAACACUAAUUAGCUUUUUAGUGCCUUAACCCUGACCUGGUUACCAGUUUUCUGUAGUUUCUACACCCAAGCCACUGAAGUCAUCUGUGGCCCAAGAGGUAGGACAAAAAAAAAAAAAAAAAAAGCUGAUUUCAAUAUUUGAUUUGUUGACAUCCCAAAAUGAAAGUUUUAUGUUUCCCUUAGAAACAUGUUUUGCUUGGUUCUAUAGUAUGUUACUUAGGAUCUAUUUACCAUAUAUUUGUAUGAGAAAUCCUCACCCAAGCAUUCAACCUAAAUCUUUGAAAAGUUGGGUGCUGUCUUUAGUAACUUUUAAAAUAGUUUAAAUCUCCCAUUUUAAUAGUGAUAAGGAAACCUGUUAAAAUCAUGGCUAUUGAUGUUAUAGUAUGGAAAGUUGAACUUUAUGAACCCAUACUUUUAAAAAGCAUUUUUAAAAAUCUAACACUGACUAUAGAAACAAAUUAAAAUGUCUACCUUUAAGUAUAAAAA
Messenger RNA from Homo sapiens (human), 4179 nucleotides. RefSeq names its product geranylgeranyl diphosphate synthase 1 (gene GGPS1). The coding region runs from base 1517 to 2419 and encodes 300 amino acids. Gene Ontology annotation, biological process: geranylgeranyl diphosphate biosynthetic process; isoprenoid biosynthetic process; isoprenoid metabolic process. Gene Ontology annotation, cellular component: cytoplasm; Z disc; cytosol. Gene Ontology annotation, molecular function: prenyltransferase activity; (2E,6E)-farnesyl diphosphate synthase activity; geranylgeranyl diphosphate synthase activity. The record is from RefSeq and is marked reviewed. Lineage: Eukaryota; Metazoa; Chordata; Mammalia; Primates; Hominidae. The transcript has 4 exons.